Molecule: messenger RNA, 4182 nt
Organism: Lodderomyces parapsilosis
Lineage: Eukaryota; Fungi; Ascomycota; Pichiomycetes; Serinales; Debaryomycetaceae
Exons: 1
Coding region: 1-4182 (1393 amino acids)
Molecular function (GO): protein binding
Source: RefSeq, a predicted model, not a curated record
AUGAUAACUGACAAUGCUCCAAACUUGAAGAAAUUAACUAAAGAUGAGUUGUUAACUCGUGAUGUUUUCGGACGAACUGUGCUCCAUGUAUCUAUACUACUGAACGAUCCAGAGUCGUUGAACCAACUCACAAAGAACCCCAAUUUCAAAUUUAUCCUUCAUGCUUGUGACUAUGAAAACGGAUGGAAUUGUAUGCAUUAUAUCAUUUUCUACAAAAGACUACAAUGCUUUAAUGUAUUAAUACUGUAUUUGCAUACCAGUUUGGGUAAUUUGUUUGCUCCCAAUGGAGCCCUUAUUGAGUUGCUCAAAUGUAAAGAUCGGUGUGGGUGUACUUGCAUGCAGUUGGUGGACCAUGAUCUUUCUAUGGUCCACCAACUUCCGGAGUAUAUUGAUAUCCAUGACAAGUUUAACUGGGGAAGUAAAAGUAAAAUAGGCUCAAAUUUGAAAUUGCUUCUAAGUACAGAAAAGUUCCAAGGGGAUGAUGAGCAAGAUGUUGAUGAGUUGGAACCAGCUGAUGGGAUUCUAGGAGGUUCUGAUAUUUACGUGGUUGGAUGUAAUAGCAAUAAUCAACUUGGUUUAGGUGACUCCAAAGAUAGGUCACAACCUUUGAAAUUAUUUGAUGAUGCAUUCAUACAUGAACAAAACGAUUCUGAGAUUCUUGCCGAAAGAUUCAGUAAACCAAAAUACAAGCAAAUGGUGAUUUCAAAAAACCACGCGGCGAUUGUAACGGUUGAUGGGGAUGUGUUUACUUGUGGUGUUGGAUCUAGAGGAAGAUUGGGUCAUGGUUCUGAUGACUUGACAAGCUCAUUCAAAUUCAAACGAGUUGAAUUUUUCCUCCAUGAGCUGAAAAUGGUGCUGGAUAUUGCCAUUUCCAACAACCAUUCUAUUGCCUUAACCAGUGAUGGUGAUGUGUAUACUUGGGGAAUGAAUGGGUUUAAUCAACUAGGUGUCAAUACCCCAUCCACAAAAACCAUCAAUAGUUACUUGGAUGAUUGGAUUGCCACGCCAACAUUGGUUGCUGGAGAAUUGAGAAAAAACAAGACCAAAAAGCUUUUAGGUAUCGGAGUAUCCAAGGUCCAUUCGGUCACAUGGACAAAGAAUGAAAUGUAUUUUUGGGGAUUGAAUGUGGGUCAAAUGGGGAUACAACGUAUUCGUAAUGACGUCGAAGUAAAACUACACGACGAAUCUGUGAAAGGUGAAGUACAAACAUCUCCUAGAAUUACCAGUCUACGAGAUGAAAUCAAGUGUGUGAGUACCACUGAGUUGUGCACUUGUGUAGUAACAGUUUUGAAUGAUAUUCACAUAUACUACAAUUUCCAACAUUACAAGUUACCAAAGGUUCCUGUUAAAGGGUUAGGUGAUAAAAAUUUUGACUUGUUCAAGCCCCGUCGAUUGACCGAAGGUACAGUGAUUACAAAGAUUAUUACUCGUGGGCCCACAAACUCUAUGAUUUUAUUGUCCAAUGGAUCCAUCUUAAGCUUUUCAUUGAACACAGACGACGUUAAAAAUACAAAGUAUGUUAAUGUUUGGAAGCCACAAAAUGAAGAUAUGAAGGUGGUUGAUUUUGAUAUGGGAACAGAUGGAUCGGUGGUUUUAUGUACUAAAGCGGGGACAGUUUUCUUGAAGCUCAAUCAGUCAACUCAAAGAAGGAAUUCAAUGAGUGGUGCCGUCUUGCCGAUUCUGGUUAAUAAACACAAGUUUAAAAAAAUCGAAAAUGUCAACAGAAUAGUACAAGUUACUUGUGAUUCUAAAUUUUUGUCAUUUGGAUUUAUAAGAAAUGAGAUUGAAUCGUUACCGAUGGAAUUGCAGGUGAAUGAUUUUGUUAUUGAUGUACGUCAAUUAUCUCCUAUGUCAGAAUUAGACUUGUAUAGAAAACAGGACCAGUUGAUGGGUGAUGGGGAUGGCGUUAUUGGCGGUGACUCUGAUGAAUUUGAUUUGAGUUUGUUGCAAGCCGAGCUGUACUUGUCGCAAAAGUUUCAAUCACAGAGCGAUAAUUUUAAUAACCUGGAAAAGCUUUGUGACGCUAGUGUGAAACUUGGCGAUGAAAGGAUUCAAUUCCACAAGGACUUCUUGCAAAAUGUGUCGAGCAAGUUUAGUGAAUUAAUCGCGAACGACGGGAACGAACUUGUUGGCAAGCAGUUCCGUGCUAAAUGGAGUUCAGCUGAGUCUUGCUUAGAAGUUGUUUCCGAGACAAAGCCCCUUUCUGUAUUCUUGUUCAUACAGAGUGUUUACAUGGGUACCAAAGUGGAUCCAUGGUCAAGCUUUGGAUCAAGACUGAAAGUGCCAAAAAACUUGAAGCUAGUGUUUGAUGAAUUUGAUGAGUUAUGCAGCCUAUUUCAAGUUAGUUUUGGGCCCAAACAACUUCGACGAGGCUUCACCAAUAUGUUGUCAGCAUCAACUGGUUCUGUUAAGUUUGAUUUAAAAGAUGGGGAAAUGUUUGCUCACGCAUAUCUCCUCAGAGUGAGAUCAGCUUUUUUUGAAACGAUAUUAUCGGAAAGAUGGGGGAUUUCAUCGCUUAUGGUUUUUGAUUUCACUGGGUUGACAAAAGCACAAAUGGAAAUUGUAUUGAGGCAUCUAUAUGGUGUUGAGGAUAAGGAUUUGUUGAACAGUUAUAAUUUCAAAUUUGCAGAAACUGAGACAUUCGUGAAAGAAGCGCUAGAGAUGAUUGAAAUUGCUGAUGAGUUGUUGUUGUUCCAAUUAAAGGCUGUGUUUGAAGUCGCCGUCGCUGAAUUGAUUUCAAUGCAAAAUGUAUUGUCUUUGGUUGUCAAUGCCGAUUAUAUUUCCGCACGCAAGUUGUUUUUACAGUGUUGCUGGUUUAUUCAUCAUAAUCUCGAAGUGCUUCUUUAUGACCCAAUGUUUCAAUCGAUUCCGUUGGACAUUAUGGCAAAAAUUGAACGCUGUUUUGACUUUGAGUCAGAUGCAAUGGAUGAGUUUAGUAAAUUGAUUCCCAAUUCAAUAUCUGUCGCUGGCUACAUCUCGGAUUUACAACUACACAACGAGUAUUACAUGAGUGACCACAAGGGGUUUUCAUCUUUUGAGCCAUUGGUUGAUCCACGUUUGGAAGUAAAAAAACCUAGGGAACCUACGAAAAGAAGAAAAUCAAGAAAAAGCUCAACUUUAAAUGCCGAUAUCGUGGAUUUCAGAAAAAAUUUAGUUGCUGAGGCCAACAAAGUGUCACCGCCAGUUAUUGAAGAGACAAUUGAAAGUGACUUUAUUGAAGUUUCCAAAAAGUCAAGAUCAAAGUCUCAAACAACUUCUGGCUCGAAGUUGAUGAGAGACGAAUUGAGCCCCCCAUUGAAAGAGCACAUAAGGAGCGGUGAUGGCAAACCUACCACCACACAAAGAAAGUCUAGUACUGGUGACUCACCCAAGAUGUUUGUUCUGGCAACUACUCAAGCAAGUGCAUCCCCACGUUUGACGUGGGCAACUUCGCCACCGUCAACAUCACACUUGCAAACCGAAAGGUUUGUUUCGAAAUCUCCCGAGCCUUUCGCAUUGAUGGGUAACACAACAGAAUCGAAGCAAUUUAAACCCAAAAUGGGACCUCAUGUCAAGCUUUCUCAAAGGGAGAGGAAGAAAUUAGCUGCAGUCACUGCAACGAAUCUGUCAACACUGACUGAGAGUAAAGCGCCUUUACCAAAACAAAAGCAAACCGAUCUAGCUCCAUGGGCAGCAGCGGCAGCCUCUGAGAAUCCACCAACCACUUCUUCCACCAACUUCCCCACUUUGGGUGCCAAAAGAGUAAAGUCACCGAUGAGCGCACCAUCUACCAAGCCUUCAUCGAAAUCUACAAGAGAUGUUGCAUCGCCAAUGGUUCAUGCUAAUUCAUCCACUUCCUCGCUUUCCAGUAUCUAUUCUACACCAUCAUUGGCAGAAGUAAUGCGUGGUGAACCUUUGAGAACAGAUUUCACUCAGGAAGACAAUUUGCCCAAGAAAUCGCUAGCAGAAAUUCAACAAGAGCAGGAGUUUGAAAGGUGGUGGCAGGAAGAAUCUCGAAAAGUGCAGCAAGAGAUUGGUGGAUUGAAAAUUGACAAGAAACAAAGAAGCAAAAGGAAACCCGAGAAUGGACACCGCGGGAGUUCACAAAAGAGCCCAAACGGAACCAAACAGGACAAAAUAAAGCUGAAUGGAAACAUUAUGGAACCGAUAGAUACCAAAAGAAAACUAUGCAAUGGUACGUAA